GAAGAUGAUAGCACGAUUUUCAAAUCAGCUGUCGUUUUUUGCCCUUUUCAAAACAAAGCAAAAAAAUCAUUUUAAAAAUGAUUCGUUCAAUUUUCCAAAAUCAACUACGUUCAAUUCAUACAAGUCGAUUAUUAUGGAAAGCUGAAGAUAAACGGAUUAUGUUGAAAUCAAUGCCGAAAAAAGAUGAAGGUGCACAUGGUGAACGUUCGAUAGAAGUGGAAACAACUGGAUUUAAUCGUAUUUGUGAAUUUCCUGCUGUUGAUACACCGGAACGAUUGUUCGAUAAUAUUCCGUUCAAAUUAUUGCCCAUCAUACAUAUUAAAUCAACCAAGAAUAAUACAUUGUUUCAGCUAACCACUCAUGAUGGUACGCCAAUUACCGGUAGAGCUUGUGGUAGUGAAGGUUUUAAAAACUGUCGUAAAGGUACAAAUAUUGCUGCCCAAGUAACGGGAACAUCAUUUGGAAAAAUUAUUCUAAAAAUGGGAUAUAAAACCUGUCGUGUAUGUAUCAAUGGUCUUGGUCCUGGUCGUAUGUCAUCAUUCAAAGGACUACAAUUGGCCGGUAUUGAUAUUGUUUCCAUAACCGAUUCAACAUACAUUGUUGAUUAUCCGAAAGCCAGACCACCGGCAGCAAGAAGUUUAUAAAUUUUGAAUUUAAAAGCAAAAUUUUAUUUUGUUUAAUUAAUUAAUUAAUUUGUCAAUGUAAUUACAUCAUUAUCGUUAAUAAAUUUUCUCUUUGCGAGUAUUUUGUCUAA
Dermatophagoides farinae (American house dust mite) is the source of this 754-nucleotide messenger RNA. It is a transcript of the gene mRpS11, whose product is annotated as mitochondrial ribosomal protein S11. NCBI's taxonomy places the organism in Eukaryota, Metazoa, Arthropoda, Arachnida, Sarcoptiformes, Pyroglyphidae. The record is from RefSeq and is a predicted model, not a curated record. Gene Ontology annotation, cellular component: ribosome. Gene Ontology annotation, molecular function: structural constituent of ribosome. Gene Ontology annotation, biological process: translation.